CGCACAGUCUCAAGCAUCGCCUGGCUCAAUCUUCUCACUCAACCCAACUCGUCAAUCAAUCUUCUUGAAGAUCCUCUUUCAGUCAAAAUGAAGUUCUCCACCCUUCUCACCGGCUCCCUCUUUGCCACUGCUGCUCUGGCUGCUCCUCUCACCGAGAAGCGCCGCGCUGCUCGUGCCGCCAAGAGCCGCCACAGCAACCCUCCCUACAAGGCCGGUACCGACAAGGAGAUCCUCAAGCUGACCAACACCACCAACGUUGAGUACUCCUCCAACUGGGCCGGUGCCGUCCUCAUCGGAACCGGCUACACCAAGGUCACUGGCGAGUUCACCGUCCCCAGUGUCUCCGCUGGCUCUUCCUCCUCCUCCAGCGGCUACGGCGACUACGGCUACGGCUACUACAAGAACAAGCGCCAGUCCACCGAGUACUGCGCCUCCGCCUGGGUCGGUAUCGACGGUGACACCUGCGAGACCGCUAUCCUCCAGACCGGUCUCGACUUCUGCUACGAGGAUGGCGAGGUCUCCUACGACGCCUGGUACGAGUGGUACCCCGACUACGCCUACGACUUCGACAGCAUCUCCUUCUCCGAGGGUGACUCUGUCAAGGUCACCGUCGAGGCCUCCAGCGACAGCACCGGUACCGCCACCGUCGAGAACCUGACCACUGGCGAGUCCGUCACCCACUCCUUCUCCGGCAACGUCGAGGGUGACCUCUGCGAGUACAACGCCGAGUGGAUCGUUGAGGACUUCGAGUCCGGUGACUCUCUCGUUGCUUUCGCUGACUUCGGCACCGUUACCUUCACCAACGCUGAGGCUACCAGCGACGGUUCCACCGUUGGCCCCUCCGAUGCCACCAUCAUGGACAUUGAGCAGGACAGCACCGUUCUGACCUCCACCUCCGUUGACGGUGACACUGUUACCAUCACCUACGUCUAAGUGCAUCUUUCGGGAUGAUGCUUGCCAUGCCAUCUUGGCACCGACCUGACCAACCCUGGGGAUGAAGCAAAAUGAGUGAUGAGUUAUCCGGAUGAUCUGAUCUUGUUUGAGUUAGUUUGAUUCUUUGAUGCUGAUGCUUUUGUUGAGUGAUUGUAUCUACUUUAGGUAGAAGAAAAUAAGUGCGCGCUUGC
Messenger RNA from Aspergillus sclerotioniger CBS 115572, 1124 nucleotides. Its product is annotated as A4/G1 family peptidase. The record is from RefSeq and is a predicted model, not a curated record. Gene Ontology annotation, molecular function: glutamic-type endopeptidase activity. The transcript has a single exon. Gene Ontology annotation, biological process: proteolysis. Bases 88 to 933 code for a protein of 281 amino acids. NCBI's taxonomy places the organism in Eukaryota, Fungi, Ascomycota, Eurotiomycetes, Eurotiales, Aspergillaceae.